Molecule: messenger RNA, 1191 nt
Organism: Cylas formicarius (sweet potato weevil)
Lineage: Eukaryota; Metazoa; Arthropoda; Insecta; Coleoptera; Brentidae
Product: cell adhesion molecule 3-like
Exons: 6
Coding region: 208-1077 (289 amino acids)
Source: RefSeq, a predicted model, not a curated record
UGUCGGUGACUCUAACAUUUUUUCUACUAGGUUGUCUGGGCUUAUGUGACCGAGUAUUUGCUCUGCUAUAUUCCGCUGCAUGUUCCAUCUUGGGCAGAAAAAUAGAGUGUGUUCAACCGUAUCCACGUUUAUGCAAUAAAGGCACUCCUCGGUUUCGGCCAGAUUGAAACGUUUGAAGUAGGCUUCAAAGCACCCGUGCCCGAUUGCAUGGGACUGCGGAACGUCCGUAUCAAGGUACCGACGGCGGUGGUACGUGGUCAUGACGCGGUGCUUCAGUGUCUUUUUGAUCUCGAGGGUGAAAAACUCUAUUCGGUAAAGUGGUACCGCGGGAUCGCCGAGUUUUUUAGAUACUCACCCAGUGAAUUUCCGCCGAUAAAACAGUUCCGAAUACGCGGACUAAACAUUCGAGAAAGGGACUCGCGUGACACUCAAGUGGUGUUGGAAAAAGUAAGCAAAGACAUUGGCGGUUUGUUCACGUGCGAGAUCACUGCCGACCGGAAUUUUCACACAGCGGUGCAAACUGCAGAGCUAAAGGUGGUUGAAUUACCGAAGAAAGACCCAUACAUAACGGGUUUAAAGACGAGAUAUAAACUAGAGGACGCCCUAAAAGCGAACUGUACGUCGGAAGGGUCGGAUCCCGCCGCAAACCUCACCUGGUACGUCAAUGGCGUUCCUGUCGAAGAAAAAUACGUGCGACAUCACAAACCCGCCGCCUAUAAGGAUGAAAAAUUGGUCUCGGCCAAGUCGACGGUGAGAUUGAGAGUCACCACGGAUCUCUUCAACAACGGCAAACUUAAACUUCGUUGUUCGGCUACCAUGUACCAUCUAUACCACCGGAGUUCCGAAAAAAGUAUCGAGUUGCAGAGGAAACGACACAGGUCACCCUAUGUUUGGCUAGAGACUCCCACAACGAUAGAGCCGCCGUUUGAACAGUGGGAAAUGCCAGCGGAGCGUCCCCCUCAGGCUACAGUGGAGUUUUACGCGCCGGCGAGUCGCAGCUUUGGCGGUCCGCUGCUCCAGGCGAAUUUUGCCACAACGUACACAACGUUGUUUGUUGUUAUACAUCAAAUUCGGUGAUAGGGAGACGAGUGUUAGGAGUGGUUAUGCGUUAAUUUCUAUUUUCCUCCGAUCGAUGUGAUAUAAUUUGUUUGGGAAGAGAGUAUAUAUAUUACGAAGUGUACAUAUUAAAUU